AUGGCUACUAUGAUCAAGCCAUUUCUCCUUGCCAUUUUGGUUAUCUUGCUUUCAAAGGUUGUGAAUUCAACUACUGAGCCUACAAUUUCAGCUUCUCCUGGCCUUUUGCCUUAUGUGACUUCCCCAGAUAUUUCAUCAUUUUUUCCCACUCCAAGUGCCUAUCAACCAAUGAUUUAUGGUGCUCCUUCCGAGGCACCUGCUCCAGCACCCAGUUCAGGGGAAUUUGAGGGCAAGAAGUCUUCUGGUUCAGCUAGGUUGGAUUGUGCAGGUGCCAUUGUUGGUCUUCUGCUUUGCUUUGCAUUCAUAAGUACCAUGGUUAUUGUUUGA
Molecule: messenger RNA, 327 nt
Organism: Sphenostylis stenocarpa
Lineage: Eukaryota; Viridiplantae; Streptophyta; Magnoliopsida; Fabales; Fabaceae
Source: the annotation of a GenBank genome assembly